AUGAAUUCGUCGGGGAUGAGCGUCGUGGCCGACCAAAAGAGGAGCGAGGUGAAUCCCCUCGACGAUGCGAAAACGAAAGGCCUUCCGCGCCAACUUUGUCUCGCUGUCGGUAUCCCUAUCGUCGUUUACAAGAGCCCGCAGCACGUCCUCUUGGGAGUCUGCAACAACAGUGAUGGUAUCGUUCGGGCCAUUGAGCUAUACCAGCGCGAGCAGGUCCAAAACCAUAAUGACGGCUACAGGGUGGUUCACCUCAAGUACCCCCCUGUUCGGGUAUUCGUCCACAUCGAAUCUGCGGACGACGCUGGCCUCAAACUGCCAGGUCUCCCGCGUGGGGUCGUCGCCUUCGGCCCGGUCGAACGAAACUUUGUCCUCACCGGAAACAACGGCCGAAAGUUCACCAUCAAACGGCGACAACUUCCGCUUACGUCCGGUUGCCUGUCCUCCGUGUAUUGAGUGCAGGGGCUCAUUCUCACAGGCUGAUUCUUAUCGAUCCGUUUUUUUUUUCACCGAUUCGUAAUUUUUAACACGGAACCGGUUCCGGGUUUUCCAUUGGUUCUAAUUGGGAGAGGCGCGCCGUUUUUUAAAAAUCCCGGAAAGCGUCGAUGCCGACGUACACACACCGGUCACGACCAGGCGAGAGGCCCGAGGCAUACCACAGCAGACGCGAUAAACCCACACCAUGAACAACAACGCCGUAGCAGCGGCAGGCCGCCCAUCUAGAGUGAAAUCGUUGCCUCUGAGACUGCAGGAUGCAGGUGAAAGUGGUGCUGCUGCUGGGCAUGGCGUCGCCCAGACCGCGCCUGCUGGCGCGGCACAGCGGGCACCGAGCGGCAUGGCCCGCCAGGCCGUUCACAGCAGGGUUACCCCCCAUACCGGUACACAACAGGGGGUUCCACCUGGCGCGGUGAUCGUGCCGGGCUUCUCGACGACGCUGAUCGGCAAGCUCGUCAGGCGGCCUUAGUAAAGGUUCUCAAAGACAAGCGAUUUGGCGAUGCCCCACAAAAAAAUUGGACCGAGUCGGAGAGCGGCGACGACGACGACGAGGGGGGGGGACAACCCGUCGUCAAGUGGCAGCAGCAAUGUGUCGGUAGAGGACAGUUCAGCUCCGUCGGACAUUGGCUCACAGUCGGGAGAUGUCGUGUUCGGAAAGGGAAUUCGGGAAGCAAUGACCGGGGGAGGGGGAGCGGGCACGAGGACCACAAACCACGGCAAGCGAAAGGCGAGCGCCGGCGGCAGCGUCGUAGGGAAAAACAAAGCAGCAGCAUCCCAUCACGCGAGUGCCAAAAAAGCCCGGGGCAAGGAAUUGAACGCAGUGUGCGCAGAGGAAACAAAACAAAUUACUGCUGUGUGUGUGUAGUGCCCGCUUCAAAUCAACCUAAGUAUAUGUACAGUAGCAGGUAGGAUAUUGAAGGCACUCACAGCGUACCACACGGCAUGCUUUCUUGACGAUAUGCAAUCGGUGGUGCACCGACCAAUACGGUAAAUCUUUGGGUGUUCUGCCCUCUCACGCCCAGAGGAAGCAAGGAUAUUAGGAAUAUGUAGUAUUGCCAAACUUGGGCGCGUACACCUGAGGUUUCCUCUCAUGCGAAGGCGUAUUCAUUGUCUGGGCCGCUUUCUCAUAUCCGGGCGUUCGCGCAGUAGUUGUUGCUGACGCCGACGACCAUACUGCUGUAGAUACUGCUGUAGUUGCUUCGUUGCCUACUAUAGUGAAAGACAUUGAAAACGCGCUGAAUUUUUUUUUAAGAAUGCACUGAUAGCCAGACAAUACUUUAUGCCAGAAGAAAAAUUACAGGCCGGGAACAGACCGACAUUGGGCCUUCCCGCAAGAGAGGUGGAUUCCCCCCGUUCAUUUUUUUUUUCGUAUCGAAAUCGAGUUCAAUUUCUCGCACGUCCGGGGGGCGUCAUCUUUGUAGGUGAGAAAAAUCGUGGACGACGAACAAGUGAGUCACGUCAACCCGAACAUCAUCCAGCAACCUAACAUCUCGGCGAAAAAGAUCACCAAGAUGUGGUCUGCGGCAAAGGCGAAAUGGAACACGCCUAAUGCCAACGGAAGAAGAGUGAAUCCGGCAACAACCAGCCAUGGCUGUCAUUUUGCCAAGGUAAGAGAUGGGUGACGUAGGGCUGGGUAUAAAACAGCGUCUGUAUUCUCCAGGAACCUUGGGCGAUUUUGUGGCCGUGGCGUCUAUUGCGCCGAUCGUACUUCAGCGUGUAAGUGCUGCUACGGUCGGAGUUUUGAUAUUGCACUUGGAGUUGUCGACAGUGUUGUAAAACGUACUCCCGGGAUGACGUCCACCUCGAGGCUUGAUUGAAAAGGAUUGUCUGCACCAUGAACUUUUAUCGUGUAUUUUGAAGCAAGACCAAACACCUUUCCGAUUGCUCCAUACAGACCCUCCCCGCCCGUGCUUUGCGCUUUUUUUUUUUUUUUACAGGGGACACGGACACGUACAUUCUCGGUUGCGCAAUCGAGAAAUACCCCGAGCUUGAUCAAGUGUGCAA
Messenger RNA from Ectocarpus sp. CCAP 1310/34, 2496 nucleotides. The record is from the annotation of a GenBank genome assembly. Lineage: Eukaryota; Phaeophyceae; Ectocarpales; Ectocarpaceae.